CAAAAUUAUUUUAUUUAUACCGUUUACAUUUUGACUUUUGAGGGAAAACUUAGAGAGAGAAAUUUCAGUGUGUGAGAGAGAAAGAGAGAGAGAGAGAGAAGGGGGCUAACAUGAAGGCGAACAAUGAAACGACGAUGGAUCUGAUUUUGAGGGAUUUCUAUGUUGUGGAUCCCGUACGGAAUUCGGGAUAUUACGGCGUGAUAAAGUACACCGUCGAACCCCGGCGGCGGGGCAAAUUUAUCCGUUCGUCAAGCUUUGCCGAAAAAUUCAUGGAGCAGAAGAAGGCUCAGCAGAUUCAUGUAAUAAACGGUGAUAAAAUUCUCCUCGUUUUGCACCAGGAAGAUUUCGAGAUCGGCAAGGAUGUUUUCUUCGGGAUCGCCGCCGCCGAUGGCCUUCUCGUUGCUAGGUUUGUCGAACCAGCCGAAUCCACCGUCGCUCAGCGCGUGUGGGGAAUGUUUGGUUUUCGCGGUGCAGGAAGUUAAUAUGUAACGCCGGCGUGGUGGCGCCGUUAUCUUUGUCGUCUUCUAAUUUCGAUAAUUGUGUCUGGGUGGUGCUCCGGUGGAACUAGUCGGCCCUCAGCCGAUUUUUAUAGUUUAACUUUAUGUAUUAAUUCUCCAAUAUUAGCGUGUGUGUAUAUAUGUACAUUUUAUACAAAUUCAUAUGUAUGCAUUUAUGUGAUUUGA
Molecule: messenger RNA, 683 nt
Organism: Erythranthe guttata (spotted monkey flower)
Lineage: Eukaryota; Viridiplantae; Streptophyta; Magnoliopsida; Lamiales; Phrymaceae
Source: RefSeq, a predicted model, not a curated record